Messenger RNA from Tremella mesenterica DSM 1558, 2828 nucleotides. RefSeq lists its product as uncharacterized. The transcript has 5 exons. The record is from RefSeq and is a predicted model, not a curated record. Bases 264 to 2828 code for a protein of 854 amino acids. NCBI's taxonomy places the organism in Eukaryota, Fungi, Basidiomycota, Tremellomycetes, Tremellales, Tremellaceae.
GAGAACUAUUCAGGCACUGAUUCUAGACCAAUAUGAGUAACUUGCCCUCUACAAUAACUGCUGAGUCGUAAAGGUCUUAAACAUUCGCAGGCCGCAGACCGGACAUUUGGACCGGUAUGAAAGCGUUUCAUCCGAACAGCUAAACACCCUCAAACGCUCGGACCCAAAUACUUAAAUCAUAUUUCACAACUUGAUUCACUUCUUCACUUUUCCCACUUCUUCACCUCUUUUCCCCACUUUCCCGAGUAUCUCGUGUUUUCCUCAUGGGUAAAAACAGGAAAAUAUCUUUCUCUCGUGAGUUUGGAAACGGUAUGACUAAAAGUAAAAAACGAGUGAUAUCAACUUUGUCUGGAUCUGGACAUGAUCCAAGUACGACAAGUACGAGUACUUCUGAUGUUGGUGUUGGGGGUAUCAGAUCUGGAAUCACGGAUAAUGAUAGUGUGAUCAAUGGAAAUGGAAGAGAAAAAACAGGAAAUGGAAAAGAUGAGAUUUCAAUGGGGAAUACAAUAUCAAGUUUAUCGGAUAAAAUGGAGAUUGAGAAUGGAAUGGAAAUCAUUGCUGAAUCCAACGCAACGGGAAAGAGUAAAUCUAAAUCUACAACUUUUGGUUCAGGUGGUUCAGGUGAUUCAGGUGGUUUAAGAUCGAUAUUCACUCAAGAAGCUUUCUCGGGGAUCUUGGAACAUAUAAUUUUAGACCUUCCGUUCUCUAGUAUUGCCUCUGCACUUCGAAUCUGCAAAAAUGUCAAUCACGUAAUCUCCACUUCUUCCAUACUCCAACUCGUCCUUCGUAAACUCUAUCAUUCCCUACCUGAUAUCCCUCCACCUCCCGCUGGACUCCCCAAACAAAAUCACAAACCCGGUCCAACUCUUCAACGUAUCAUCCAAAGAGAAAAAAACCUCGCUGCUUUGACCCCGACUGAUAUCCGUUGUCUUCAUGUUCCACGUGGUUUGGUACAACAAAUGGAAGAUGGUUAUAUGCUCAUGUCUGAAUCCUUUGCCAAGAAACGAAGAGAUGAUUACCCUCCUGAAGCUCCGCCGGAAUACGAAAUUGAUGGAUGGUCAGUUUGGAAGUUACCAGGAGAAGAAGAGAUGAUAAGCGAUGGUGUGGCUAAGAAACAUCAAGGGAUGUGGAGAUGGAGAACUGAAGUUGGUUUGGAAGGUGGGAGAGUGGAAUGUUUGGCUUUUUGUCCACAGGAUAAUGUUGUGGUAGUUGCUAGAAGACUUGGCCCUUUCCAGCGCGAUGACAUGUCAAGAGACGUCUUCUCAAAUCGACUAUACUUUUAUCAAAUGCGUCCCACAGAUUCGUCUGAAUCGAAAAACUUGGCCGCGUUUGCUCAAGGUGGACAACCUCAUCCAUCUGCAGCACUCCAUUGUAUCGAGAUCCUCAGUCCGAAAUAUGACGACGAUCCUCGCAAACUGCCCAACAUCGAUUUACAGAUCAUCCCCGGUGGAAGGGUGGCGGUAACGAUGUGGGUGCCUCAGCUUUAUCCAGAGGCAUGUUCGGGUGUUUGGGACUGGAAGCGAGGUCUCUGUCUUGGGAUCGUGGAACCAGCGGACAACUUUGGGAGUUUAUUCAAGACACGCUUCCUCACUCAAGAUUGGGUCGUAGGGACUACUUUCCGUCAUAUCGACGAUCCUGACGAUGAAUUCGACUUCACGUUACCUGUCUACGAAGGUGAUAUCGGUUACAGUCCAUGUAUCGAAGUUUUCAGUUUACUUGAUCCUAAACACGAAAUCAAACCUCGUGUACUGGGAAUAGGAGCUUCUCCCGGUUCUCAACCUCAAGCUUGGUCAAUGUCGAAUUUACCUCAAAUGGGACGUAUUUGUGUUCAUCAACUCCCAACUUGUCUAGUAAUGGAAAUGGAAACUUUAUCUCCUGGAUUUCUACCUAUUGACUUUCAAAUCCAAUGUCCUCUUCUUCCUUCGCGAGCUUUACAAACCGCAAUGGGAACUAUCUCUUUCAGUCUCAUAGGUACCGUUGACGAUCUGUUAACAGGAGCUCGAAAUUAUACAAGUGUUCAAGGAUCUUUCAGAGCUCGAUUCUUGAUUUCAGAAUGUUUGGCCGCAGUUGCGGCCAAGAACGUGAUAAAGAAUAUAAGAAGAGAACGUGGUCUCUCUCGUAGAUCUCAUUCGACUAAUCGACGAUCAUCCGGCAUGACAGAACAUGAUGAAGACGACUCGAAUGAAUGGACGGACGAAGAAGAUGAAGAUGAAGACGAUGAUGAAGACGAAGUAGAUAAACGUCCACAUUGGUUCCUACCUUGGUCUGAUUUCUCUAGAAGUAUUCAUCUACGUAAAGAUCAUCCUACUUUAGGUCCAACUUGGGGUUCAAGAGUGAUAACAGUUUCUUCAUGUGAUGGAAGAUGUAUGAAGAAAUAUAAUGGUGUUCAUCCUGAAGAAAUAACUCCAAUAGUUAGAGAUGUUCUCAUAAAUAUAUACGAUUAUAAUCAAAAAACUUUGAAUGGUUAUCGUAUAGAUGGACCAUUAGGUACAUUCCGACUUGGUAAAACAAAUUCAACUUCAAUUUAUAAUGAUAAGAAAACAACGACACAAACACAUUCUUGUCCACUUACGAAACCGAUCUUACUGCCGACAUUAGAAUUCAUCUCUGAACGAGAAAAACAAACCAAGACGGAAACGACAGAAUCAGCACCGAUGUUUGUUGAAGACAAAAUGUCAUCUGGAUUAUCGUAUACCAAACGUACAGGGUUAAUAACUUUUGAUCCUACUAGACAAUUGGAGAAAAUGUUCUUUGAUGGGGAUAGGAUCGUUUUUGGAAUGGAUUUAGUGUUCUUCACAAAAUCAUUCCGAUAUCUAGAUUACAGUUGA